Molecule: messenger RNA, 2574 nt
Organism: Rotaria sp. Silwood1
Lineage: Eukaryota; Metazoa; Rotifera; Eurotatoria; Philodinida; Philodinidae
Source: the annotation of a GenBank genome assembly
AUGUCAUCGGCAACCAUAAGUUAUAGCACCUUAAUAUUUUACGAUGUUAGUACACGAACUGCAGACAGAGUAAUUACAGCAAUGAUCAGGAAACAUCUUUCCAAUGCACAUUGGACAAUCAAACGAGGAAUUCCUUAUCGUAAAAAUGGUGAAGAAUGUCAACGUAUUUACAUCACUUUUGAUCAACCAGAAAGUGUAGAUGAGUUUAUGCAACAACGAACUUUCCAACUGAACGGACAACUUCUGAAAGUGACACGAACUCUGCCAAAAUCAUGUCGACUCUCUGAUCGAUAUGGUACUGGUCUGAAAAUAAAGAUACAUGCAUCUGACAACAAUCCUACACAUAUCGGAAAACUCAAUGAAAAUGAUUUGAAAAAAUAUUUUCAACAGUUUGGUGAAAUUAUAAGUUGCAAAUGGACAAAUACAGAUCAAACUGAAGCAUUAUUUACAUUUGCACAUUACGAUUCAGUUGAUAAAAUCAUUCUCCGCAAUCUAUCACCGGAAAUCAAAGGAGCAAAAAUUUCCCUUGAAAGAACUCGAACAGCUGAAGAUUAUAUAGCUCAUGAACUUUCCUAUGUCAUUCAUGUUACCAAUCUACCAUUUCGUGUGACAAGCGAAGAAAUAUCCAAGGUUUUUAAAGUUCCUAUUGGUGUUAUUCUUCUAUAUCCUUGUUUUCGUCUCGAACAAUCUCGUAUCGUCGAUGGACGAUCAUCGAGUGAAGCUCGGAUAACAAAUUUCACUAAUGAAAAAUUAGCACAAUCGUUGGCUCAGGAAAAAACAGGAAUGUUGAUAGGUACGAACAAAAUUCAAUGCGAAGUUAUGCUUGAAUCCAUCAAUGAUGAAGAAUUGUGCGAACGUUUUCAAAAAUGUCAAUGUCCAUAUUCUACAGAUACAUGCUAUUAUAAACAUAUCACUUGUUAUGAACCAGAUACUUGUGAUGAUAAAUCUUGUUGGUUAGGACAUAGUGACAAACGCACAACAAUAUCUAAUAAUAAUCGACCACAAUAUCGUUCAGAAGAUGCACCAUAUCGUGUCAAAAUUAGUAAUCUUCCUUCAAAUAUUACUCACGAAGAUCUGAUGAAACGAUUGAAGAUUCAUCCAAAAUCUUCACAUCAUCUGAUUCUUCAACCAGCAGAACAGUGUUCAGAAUUUCAUCAUCGUCAACCACCAUCAGAUAUAUCGAGCUGGUCAACACGAUGGCAAUGGACGAAUCAAAUGAUACCAAAGGAAGAGUCUGAUUGUGAUGUAUUGUAUUGGCUUGAAAGUGAAUCUGUCAAAGAAAAAAAUAUUGUGAUAAAAAUUUAUUUGCCACAAACCAACCAAACAGCACGAAUACGUGCGCAACGUGAACAAAUUGCACUUGAACGUCUUAAACAGUUAAUCUGUGUACCAAAAUUGUUGCGUAGCAAUGUUCAUUCUGCGAAUGAUGAUCAAUCAAAUAAAGAAUUUUGGAAUAUCAUGAGAUUCACUGAUGCUGAAAGGCUUUCGGAUUAUGUUAAAAACAACAAAGCUGAUCUUCGAGAAGCAUUGAAAAUCGCUCAACAACUUCUGACUAUUAUUAAGCAAAUUCAUGCUCAAAAUAUUAUUCACCGUGAUAUUCAACCUAAAAACAUCCUAGUUCAAUAUCGAUCGAAUAGUGAUGAGAUCAGUUUGAUUUUGAUGAAUUUUAGUUCAGCUUGGAUCAAUAAUUACCAAUGGGCAAAUUCUGAAGAAAAUAUUGAUGUUGAGUUAGGCAAUAGCUUUUAUCAAAUGCCACAAUUUGAAAAACGACAAAAUGAGAACAAUGACGAGCAACUCAGAGAAUAUCAAUGUAGUCCUAAAAUUGAUACUACUGGUGUUUGUGCCAUUCUCUUUUGGUUGAUCACAAAUCAUGAACCCAAAGAAUCCAAAAAUAUAGACAAACAAGCACCACACAAGUUGCGUGUGAAUUCAAAAUUCAUCGAAAAAAGAAUUAAUGAAGCAACAGCUUUUCGUGUGGGAACGAAGAUUCCUGAACACAUAAUGAAGCAUCUUACACUUAUAUUUGAUCGUGGUUUUGGUGAUCCUAAUCAACAAUGGUCAGUAGAUGAACUUGACUAUCAACUUCAAUUUAUGUUUACAUUAAUUACAAAUGAAAACGAACAAGUCAAUUAUUUUCCUGCUCCUCAAAUCAUGAACGAUAUCAUUUUAUCGCCUACUAUUCCAUUGGAAGAUCCUUUCGUCUAUGUUGUAUCAUUGAUUCAUCACUUGAAACAUCAAUUUGCGACUCGUUAUUCAAAAUGUGUUCGUUGGUCGACAGAUAAAAAAAAUAGUUGGAAUGCUCAAAAUGGACGCAUAGAAAACUACGAUUUACUAAUCUUUUCUUGUCAAGAAAAAAAUUUUCCAAUUGAUAUCAAAUGGGAUGUUCAACUCUUGCAAGAACAAAACUUUUUAUUUUAUGUUAAAGCAAGAACGGACAAUAAGAUCAUUAUUGAAUUACCAUUGGGUGUAUGGAAGAUAAAUGAACAAACAGCGACUUUUGAAGUUCAUCUACAGAAUUUUGAAAUGGAAAUUAAAACUUUAAUCAAUAUUCUUUUUAAAUCUAACGUACAUUAG